Messenger RNA from Gracilinanus agilis (Agile Gracile Mouse Opossum), 2491 nucleotides. RefSeq names its product zinc finger with KRAB and SCAN domains 2 (gene ZKSCAN2). The record is from RefSeq and is a predicted model, not a curated record. Gene Ontology annotation, biological process: regulation of transcription by RNA polymerase II. Gene Ontology annotation, molecular function: RNA polymerase II cis-regulatory region sequence-specific DNA binding; DNA-binding transcription factor activity, RNA polymerase II-specific. Bases 1 to 2184 code for a protein of 727 amino acids. The transcript has 4 exons. Lineage: Eukaryota; Metazoa; Chordata; Mammalia; Didelphimorphia; Didelphidae.
AUGUCCAGGAAUAUCUCCCACAAGAAGUGGGGGCAUCUAAAUCCUGUUCACAAGAACUUCUGCAGGGGUAUCAUGAAAGAGAAUUAUAGGAACAUGGUUUCAUUGGGAAUACCAAUUUCAACUUCUAAGAAAGUAUCCCAGCUGGCUCAAGGUAAAAAGCCAUGGGUCUUGGGACUCCAAGGCUCCAAUAAGAAAUAUAUCCUUCGAGGCAUCCAUUCAGGGGGAAAGCGAGGACCUAUCCAGGCAGUGGCAAAGAGGAAUGGAAAAACCUGGAAAGACCAACAGCCAUGGGGGGCCUUGGAAGAUGAAAAGAUUGCUGGGGUGCAUUGGAGUUAUGAGGAAACUAAGACUUUCCUUGCAAUUCUCAGAGAGUCUCGGUUUUAUGAAACACUUCGGGCUUGUCCUCGAAAUAGCCAGGUAUAUGGAGCUGUAGCUGAGUGGUUGCGAGAGUGUGGCUUUCUCCGGACACCAGAGCAAUGUAGGACAAAGUUCAAAAGUCUUCAAAAGAGCUACCGAAAAGUGAGAAACGGCCACAUGCAGGAGCCCUGUGCCUUCUAUGAAGAGAUGGAUGCCCUGUUAAAUCCUGGACCCCAUGCCACAACCACUGACAUUCCAAAUGAAACUGACUCUCCCCUAAGGCAGGGGAAUAUUACUUCCAAAACUGAAGAACAAGACAGCUGGGAACUGGAGGAAGCAGAAGAAUCUGAUGGUGAAGAAAUGAGCCUUGAGUUCACCCAGAAACCUAAGAUCACUAGAGCUCCAGCCUUGUUCCAAAACUUAAGCGGUGUUCACUGGGGCUAUGAGGAAACUAAGACUUUCCUUAGCAUUCUUAGUGAGUCUCGAUUUUAUGAAGCCCUUCAAGCCUGUCAUCGAAAAAGCAAAGUCUAUGGGGCAGUGGCUGAGCAGCUUCAAGAAUAUGGCUUCCUUCGGACACCAGAACAGUGCCGGACCAAGUUCAAAAGCCUUCAAAAGAGCUACCGUAAAGUAAGGAAUGGCAGCAUGCUAGAAUCAUGUGCCUUCUAUGAGGAGUUGGAUGCGCUGAUGAAUACCCAGGCUUCUGCCUCCUCUACUGAUAACCUGGAAGAAGUAAAGCCUCUGAGGCAAGGGGAAAAUGACAUUGAACCCCAAGAACCAGGAUGCUGGCAACAUGAAAUGUCCUUACAAGCAGCUGUGGUGGAGGACUCUGACAGCCAAAGAAUUAGCACCAAGGAACUAAUAGAGGACCCCGAGUCCCAAAGACCUCCAACUUUGGGUCAAAGCCUGAGCGGUUUUGAUAUGAGUAAGAGGAAUAAGAAGGAUCCAACACAAAUUUAUGAGAAAGAACUACAUUCAGCGUUACCAGGAAAGUCUAAAGGUGCCAUUCCCCAUGAUACUGAUCCAGGAAAAGACCACAAGACGGGGUACAUGUCUGAAAGGCAGUGGAGAAACUACCCCCCAGGAGAUAGAAAAGGAAAAUUCAUUACCCAGCAUAGAGAUUUAGGAAAGAUCAUAGGACAUCGGAGACCUUUCAUGGGACGGAGACCUUACAGAUUUUUCAAAUAUGGGAGGAGUGUUCUUCAGAGCUCACAUCUUCUUAUGUGUCAGGCAAUUCAUCAGAAAGAAAACCCCUACAAAUGUAAUGUGUGUGGAAAGUGCUUUGGUAGAAGCAGGAGCCUUAUUAGACACCAAAGGAUCCACACAGGAGAGAAACCCUUUAAAUGUCUCGAGUGUGGGAAAAGCUUCAAUGACUCUUCAAACUUUGGCGCUCACCAGAGAAUCCACACAGGAGAGAAACCCUAUAAAUGUAGUGUAUGUGAAAAAUGUUUCAGUCAGAGCUCAAGCCUUAUAAUACAUCAGAGAACCCACACAGGGGAAAAGCCCUAUCAGUGUAGUGAGUGUGGGAAAAGUUUCACCAAUAGCUCUCACUUUAGUGCCCAUCGUCGAAUACACACAGGAGAGAAUCCCUAUAAAUGUGUAGAUUGUGAAAAAAGUUUCAGUAACUGUACCCGAUUUAGAGAACAUCAGAGAACUCACACAGGAGAAAAACCCUUUGAUUGUUCACACUGUGGUAAAAGCUUCAGUAAAAGCUCUGCACUUACUAAACAUCGAGGAAUCCACAUGAGAGAAAAGCUUCCAUCACAACUUAAAUCUGAUUAUACUCCAGAAAACUUAGACAGGGCUGAUGAGUUUGGGAAAAUUUUUUGACAGAAGUCUAUCAAAAAAGAAUUGUUUGCAGUCUUUUGUCUUCAUUUCAUAAAAUAACUGUCACAGUCCUAGAAUCAAUUUUGUACUUAUUAUAAAACAACUCUUAAGAGAUGUAGGAAAUGUUGAUGUUUAUAUUGUAGGGGUUCUAUUCCUAUUUCUGCCUCUAACUUGCUGAAUGUUCCCCUGAUUCUAAUAUAGUACUUGAUUUUUCUUUUAAUAAAGUAGAAAAGACAUGUGGUCUGAUUUCCAGAUGUAAAUCUGUUAUAUAUUUUAUGGCCAUUUCUAUUAAAUUUUGAUUCCAACAAUA